Molecule: messenger RNA, 1935 nt
Organism: Ziziphus jujuba (common jujube)
Lineage: Eukaryota; Viridiplantae; Streptophyta; Magnoliopsida; Rosales; Rhamnaceae
Product: disease resistance-like protein DSC1
Exons: 7
Coding region: 1-1935 (644 amino acids)
Biological process (GO): signal transduction; defense response
Source: RefSeq, a predicted model, not a curated record
AUGGCUUCUUCUUCUUCUCUUUCUUUUCAAGACAAGUACGAUGUGUUUCUCAGUUUCAGAGAUCCAUCAGUUGUACGAAAGCAGACGGGGAGUUAUGCAGUUUCAUUUGCUGAACUUGAAGAGCGUUUCAGAGAUAGAAUGGAGAAGGUGCAUCAGUGGAGGGCUGCUUUGACAGAAGUGUCUAAUCUUUCUGGGUUGGAUUCAAAGGAAUUCAGGCCUGAAAAAAAGUUAGUUCAAAUAAUCUUUGAAGACAUUACAAAGAAAUUGCCGAAAUAUCUUUCAUCAAAUAUGCAUACGAAUGGGCACCUCACCCGAAUUGAAAAAGAGAUCAAGGAAAUUGUAUCAAUAUUAUGCAUUGGCACAGAAGAUGCUCGGAUUAUAGGUAUUUGGGGCAUGGCAGGUUCUCCUGCAAAAGAUUAUGAAAAGCUGGUAAACCAUGUGAUAUGCUACGCUCAUGGAAAUCCACUGGCUCUUAAAGUCUUGGGUUCUUCCCUUUGCUCCAAAAGAACAGAUGUAUGGGAAAGUGCAUUAACCUUUGUGAUAACAGAAUUGACUGCUCUUAUUGAUAAGUCUUUAAUCGAAAGUCAUAUAGACAACAAGCUACGGAUGCAUGAUUUGUUGCGGCAACUGGGUCAAACAAUUGUUCGUGAUGAACACAUAGAACCUAGUAAACGUAGUCGAUUGUGGGAUGUUAAAGAUGUUUGCCAUGUCUUGGAAAAAAAUAUGGGAACCGCAGCAGUUAAAAGCAUCUCAUUCAAUGUGUUUGAAAUUAGUAAAGAUGUAAAAUUGUGCCAUGCAGCCUUCUCAGAGAUGCAUAAUCUACGAAUUCUCAAAAUUUGUUGUGACAAUAUUGGUAACGACAAGUUCAAACUGUACCUCCCCCAAGGUCUUGGUUCUUAUCUUUCUGAUAAGUUAGCAUAUCUUCGAUGGGAUUUAUAUCCUUUAAAAUCUUUGCCAUCAAAUUUUUCUCCUGAAAAUCUUGUUGAGCUGGUGCUACGUGGCAGCCAUGUUCAAAAACUUUGGAAUAAUCAUGAAGUUAAGUCUCUUCCAGUAUUGAGGAGGAUCGAUCUUAGUUGUUCCAAGUUCCUCACUCAACUACCAGAUCUGUCACAGUCUUCAAAUCUGGAAAGUAUAAAUCUUGAAGGCUGUAAGAGCUUGGUUCAGGUGCUUUCAUCUCUUCAAAAUCUUGAAAAGCUUACAUAUCUAAAUUUGAGAGGCUGCUCCAAACUUAGAGAUUUUGAAGAGAUAUCAAAGAGAACAGAGGGGUUCCUGGAUGUUGCAAGGUUAGGAGGCAUUAAGAAUCCUUUGAAGAUUUUCACAUAUCUCAAACGUUGCAUCCAAAGUUUUAUAGGCAACUUAAAUCUCUACUCAUCUCCGGAUCACAUUUCUCAAAAGUUUGCACCCAAUUUAAGAUAUUUAAUUUUAAGGGAGACAGCAAUAGAAACAGUGACCCCAUCAAUUGCGUAUCUAUCGGUUCUUGUUCAAUUAGAUUUGCGGGAUUGUAAAAGACUUAAAAGUCUUCCAACAAGCAUUUGUCAUUUGAAAUCUCUUGAAUUAUUAGUUCUAUUGGGUUGUGCGAAACUGGAAACGUUUCCAGAAAUCUUGAAGCCCAUGGAACACUUGAGAGAACCUGCGUUAGAUUUCUCGGGGAUUCAAGAGUUGCCGGAGUCCAUUGAAAAUCUAGUAUCCCUCAAAAAUUUAUCUCUAGGAAAUUCCGAGGAUCUUGAGUUUCUCCCCAACAGUCUAUGUAACUUAAGGAACCUUGAGUUGAUAUGGCUUUGCUCCUGUUCAAAAAUUCAAAAAUUGCCUGCCCUUCCACCAUCUUUGCCCGAGUUGGUGGUGAAUGAUUGUGAGAAAUUGAAAUCUAUAGCAGAGAUUCCAUCCCUAUGUUUGCGUUUGUCUGCAACUGGCUGCACGUCACUGGAGAACAUUUGA